Molecule: messenger RNA, 3362 nt
Organism: Drosophila grimshawi
Lineage: Eukaryota; Metazoa; Arthropoda; Insecta; Diptera; Drosophilidae
Gene: Pih1D1
Product: PIH1 domain-containing protein 1
Exons: 5
Coding region: 112-3258 (1048 amino acids)
Biological process (GO): rRNA processing; box C/D snoRNP assembly
Cellular component (GO): ribonucleoprotein complex; R2TP complex; cytoplasm
Source: RefSeq, a predicted model, not a curated record
ACUUUGUCAUCCGCAGCAUAAAUAAAACACACUUUUUCUUGUCAAAAAAAAAGUAAAUAGCAAAGGCAAGCUGCAAACUUACAUUUAUAUGCUAUAUAAAAAAGAGCAAAGAUGUCGCGCCGCACAAACUUUAUCGAUGGCAACGACAGCUUUCGCGAGCAAAAUCUACGCUUUGUGCGGAACGAGUUUGAGGAUAACAUAAAUCAAUUCUUUGGCUCUGGCAACGAUGCUGGUCCUGCUAAUGGUCCUGGUCAAUCGGACAGUGGAGCCCCACCACGCGACUCAAUAAUUGCACAACCAACACCCGGCAAUUAUAAUGAAUCGCCGUUCCGCAGCGCGGAGCUGGAUCAGCGACGUCAAUAUCUGCGCCAGCUGGGCAUCAGCCGGAAUCGGGCUCAUAUCAUGUCCAUCGCCUCUUUUAAAGUGCCCGAUUUCAAUUUGGGCGACAUUCGACGGCAAAGAUAUCGCCUGAGCCUGGAGGCCGGCGACAGUCGCCAGGCCGAGGUGGACGCCAUCAUUGUGCGCCAAAUUACAGCCAUGCUUGAGUUGCGGCCCGGUUUAAGGCACAAGGAGCGACCCCGAACUCCGCCGCCACCUCGUGACAUCGAUUGGCAUGGUGAACUCGAGGGCUCACGCGAUUUAAGGGAUGUUGUGCCAAGGCAACGCGAUGCAAGUCCGGAAAAUGUUGGACUAUUUCGAAGAUUCGAUGGCGACGAUUGUGAACGAAUCAAUAGUUCUUGGCAGCGAAACGAAAACUUUGAUCAGCGAAACGAAAAUGUUCGCGAUCGAAAUGAUCCUUUUCGAAAUGACAAUUUUCAACUUCGAAACGAAAAUUGUCGUGGGCGGCAUGAAAACUUUGAUAGAGAUGACAAUAUUCAUGGGCACGUUGCACGAUAUGAUAAUGUUCGUGAUCGAAACGAUGAUUAUCGGGAAGUGGACAGAUUCAAUUAUAACCAUCCAAGAUUUAUGGAUAAUAAUCGUAAUCCAAGCAUGGAAGAUAUUAAUCUUAAUCGUCGUCAAGAGCGAUUCAGAGACGCUGAACCCAUUAUAUAUAGCAACCACAACAAUCGUCAGAUAAGUAAUUCCAAUUUUGGUUCAGAUCGUCGUCAAGCAAGCCCUGAAAAUUGUCCUGAUGAUAAUUUUCGUGGCGAGCGUCGAAGAAGUUUCAGUAGAACUUUCGAUGAUUCAAAUAGAUUUAGUAGAAAUUUCGAUGAUUCCAACAGUUUCGGUAGAAAUUUCGAGAAAUCCAACUUGAACGAUUACGAUGACGAUUACCGAGCAGUUCCACGGAAGCUACACGAAGAAAACUAUAGCAGAAAUAGCCCGGAACACAGAAGGAUGGAGACAUGCUACCCCGAUGACAGAAACGAACCACGAUCUUACAAUGAACGCAACGAAACUUAUCGCGAGGAGGAUUUCCGCGAGCAGCAGUCAGAUUUGAGAUCUCGUGGUUCCAUUUUUGGGGAGUCAUUUCAUAAUAAUAUUAGGAAUGAUGACGAUCGAUUUCAACGUAUUGAAAAUGCUGACAAUUUUGCUUGUCGAAGCAAUUUCGAAAACGAUUUUAACGCAGAGCUAUCAAAUAGUUUUGAUGACAGAAAUGAAAUUUUACUGUAUAAUCGAAAUCAAUAUAAUGCCGAUUAUAAUGCUCUGUUAAAUUUUGAUGAUCGUCUUGAUUUUAAUCAAGAUUUUCGGGACAGGACGAACGGCAACCAUAAUAAUAGCUCGACUGACUUUCAAUCUGGCAAUCAGUCCAUCAAUGAUAACUUCAGAAGCUUUGACUUCUCAGAGCCCGACAGAAACAUGAUGCAAAGUGACAAUCUGGAUCUGGACGAUCGUCAUGAAUUUAAUCAAGAUUUUUCGGACAGAUCGAAUUGCAACUUUAUCCAAUCUGGCAAUCAGUCAGGCAAUGAUAAUUUUAGAAGCUUUGACUUCUCCGGUCCAAGCACAGACCCGAUGCAAAGCCAACUUCAAAACCGAUAUUCCCAACAGUCAAUGAAACAGGCUGGAAAAAAAUCGCUUAAUCGCGCAAAUCAAAUGAAACAAAAACAGCAACCAAAUAAACAAUUCGCUGCCAAUCUAUUUGGCAACAACAGAUCUAAAGGCCCAAACCCAAAUAAGCCAAGUACAACGCAAACACAGAAUUUGCAGCAUCCACCAAAUCGAGCUGCCAAAUGGCCACUGCUGGCUGCCCCAACGGGCCCCAGGAAUAGGUUUAAUCAAUCCAAUAUUAAUGAUAAUGGCACAAAUUUGAACGGGCCAUGUACAUGGCAAGCUGCUCAUCAGAUUAGGCAGCAGCAACAGAAGCUGCCAUUAAAACCAUUCGGAACUGCCCAAAAGCGUAGAGCAGAGUCAUCACAUCCGGGAGCGCCAACGAAAGCAGAGAUCAAGAGACGUAAAAUGGCGGAGAAGCGAGGAUUCCUCAUUGGUGGCCACAAGUUGCCGUACAUAAAUCGAAGUGGGAAAUUAUUGCCGCAGCCCGAGGAUACAUCAUAUGCGGUCACAUUUUUCGAACAUGAACCGAUCUACAAUACAUCCAUAUACGCCAUAAACAACGACGAAAUGGGCCCAAUGACAGACAUCGACGACGAUGAAGAGGACGAGAAUACGGAUGAGGAGGCAACGGACAAUGGGCCAACGGGCAUCCUGAGGGUCGCACUUAGGAAACAUCAUGCCAUCCGAAAGAAAAUCAACAUGGCCUGGACCAAGCUCUAUCGAUCGAGCAACUUUAAAUGCUGGCCCACCUGGUGGAAGGCCUACAAAUGGUGUGAGCCGGAAAUGAAUCGACAACUGGAGAAGUUCGGUUCACUCAAUAUCCGUCAGAAAUUUCUACCCAUUUAUCCAAAAAAAUCCACUGCUCAUGUCAUCAAUAUGGUGAUGAAAGCAGCACAUUUCGCCCUGGAGGAAAACACAGGAUCGCAUUAUCGCAAUGCGAAGGCUCUCUAUGUGGUGAUGAAUGAGACGUUCCUGGAGAAUCUCUCAUUAGACGCCAUGGAGCAGCUGCAGGACAUGAUACGGGGUGCUCCAAAUCAUUUGUGGGUGUACAAGAUGCGCAGCACGGUCUAUCUCUGGGCAGAAUACCAUAAAAUUAUAAACGCAAAACCGCGAAAUGAACGUAACUUUGUGGCCAUCCAUGCCCAAUGGAAGAGUCCCGUCUUCCAUUGGAUGUGCAAGCAGGCAUUCGAUGAACUGAAGGCCAUUAGUGCCAUUGAGUGGAGCGAUCACAGCACAGAGUACCCACAUCUGGAAUCAACUUUAUAGAUUUUGGGCUUAUCUUUAAUAUAUAUGCAUUCUGUAUUGUAAAUUAUAUAUACUUAAUUGGAAUAAAGCUUCAGGAGAUUAAUGAAACAUUAAUCAUUAAAAUG